Molecule: messenger RNA, 1403 nt
Organism: Sebastes umbrosus (honeycomb rockfish)
Lineage: Eukaryota; Metazoa; Chordata; Actinopteri; Perciformes; Sebastidae
Product: ADP-ribosylation factor-like protein 14
Exons: 2
Coding region: 152-775 (207 amino acids)
Biological process (GO): vesicle-mediated transport; intracellular protein transport
Cellular component (GO): cytoplasm
Molecular function (GO): GTPase activity; GTP binding
Source: RefSeq, a predicted model, not a curated record
GUACAUAAAGCAUGCUGAUUGCAGACAAGAGACCAGACACACUAAGCCUACAGAUAGACUGUACAAAAGGAGCCACUGGGUGCGGGCAGCUCAGUUUUACGCAGCUAUACACAAAGAAGAAGCCUAUAGACACAAGCUGCAAUUGUAGGACAUGGGCAUGCAUGGAUCCAAGCCUCGGAAACAAGCUCAGGUCCUGAUGCUUGGUCUGGACGGAUCUGGAAAGACCACCCUGCUCUAUAAACUGAAGUACAACGAGAGAGUACUGACAGUGCCAACUGUGGGCUUCAACGUGGAGACGCUGGAGACGGACAGGAGCAGCCCGGGCCUGACGGUGUGGGACGUGGGGGGCCAGAGGAAGAUGAGGCCCCACUGGAGGCAUCACUACACUGAUACAGACGGACUGGUGUUUGUGGUUGACAGCUGGGAUCAGAAGCGGCUGGAUGAGGCCCGCAAGGAACUUCAUCGGGUCCUGAGGUACGAGAGUCUCAGAGGAGUUCCUCUCGUGGCCCUGGCCAACAAACAGGACCUCCAGGGAGCUCUAAGCCCAGAGGCGCUUUGCGUGACACUGGACUUGAGGAGAGUGUGCGAGGGCCGGGCCUGGUUCAUCCAGCCCUGUUCAGCCACCACCGGCAUGGGACUAGAGGAAGGUUUCAGGAGGAUAGUCUAUCUGAUGAAGACUCCAUUCAAACAGACUCAAGAGGACAUUAAGGUUAAGAUGAAGUCUAAGGGCUUCAGCGCCACAGCUGUGAAAAAAGUCUUACUCUGCAGCAGAUGAUGGAUGAAAACCUUUUUUUGAAGAUUCAUUCAAGGAGGAUUCCUUCUCGUCUGCCGGUGUGAUUCAUCAGCUGAUGGCUUCACUGUGGCGUCUAUAGGAUCAAAUCAGGAGGUGAUAAGAAAAGGGAUGAGAUUACCACAGUUAACAGUGUUAAUCUCUGUGGCAGAAAGAGCUCUUACUCAAUUCCUGGUGAAGACAAAGUGCCUCUGGACCAUGGUGAUAACCCAUGAGGAUGCUAUGAGUAAUCUCGGGUUGAGACAGCCGGUGUGUCACGAGCUGAUAGUCGUUUGAAAAACACAACGUUUGAGAUAAUUCAGUCUGAGAGUGUUCUGCACAUGGAAACUGACUGAUAAGAACCUGUGUUUGUUUGGUCGAGUUUCUGUGGCUCAAAGAAAUGUUCUCCAGUUGUGCAUUAUCUGUUUUUUUAUUAGCACUUUUAUGUAUUUAUUUGUUUUAAUUUUUAUUAAAUAUAAAGACUUAUUAUGUUCUUACUUUAUUUAUUUAUUUAUUUAGAAUGACACUGCCAGUGUGUAUAUAUAUAUACUGUACAUGUGGCUGGUGCUGGUUCAGUGUUGUUUUUUUCUAUUUGUUGCAAUGAAAUAAAGAUGUUAAAAUAUCUGGAAUCAAA